This is a messenger RNA of Lampris incognitus (smalleye Pacific opah), 1163 nucleotides long. RefSeq names its product proteasome 20S subunit beta 10 (gene psmb10). Gene Ontology annotation, molecular function: threonine-type endopeptidase activity. Gene Ontology annotation, cellular component: proteasome core complex. NCBI's taxonomy places the organism in Eukaryota, Metazoa, Chordata, Actinopteri, Lampriformes, Lampridae. The record is from RefSeq and is a predicted model, not a curated record. The transcript has 8 exons. Bases 181 to 1020 code for a protein of 279 amino acids.
AUCAAGCCGGAGCGGAGGGGGCGGCGUCAGGUGGAAGACGAAGUGAAAGUGAAACGGAGUUUUGUCCCUCGUCAGAAACGCCGGCGAGGUCCCGCCAGUUAAACUUCACCUACGAACGCGGCACAGCGUCCAGGAGGUUUUGGGGUUCCGCCGGGAGUCCGCCACCUGCUUUCUGGGGGGAUGCUGAGCGUGUCGCGGCCGUGUUGUGAGCUGCGGUCCGGAGGGUUUUCCUUCGAGAACUCUCGCAGGAAUGCAGUGUUGGAGUCCAAUUUAUCAGAGUUGGGUUACAAGGCUCCUGCAGCCAGGAAAACGGGGACCACCAUCGCUGGUAUUGUCUUCAAGGAUGGGGUGAUCCUGGGAGCUGACACAAGGGCUACAGACGAUAUGGUGGUGGCUAGCAAGAACUGCGAGAAGAUCCACUACAUUGCUCCCAAGAUAUACUGCUGCGGGGCAGGAGUUGCUGCAGAUGCGGCGACCACCGCCCAGAUGAUGUCAUCCAACGUGGAGCUGCACAUGCUCAACACCGGGCGACCUCCCUUGGUUGCCAUGGUCACCAGGCAGCUGAAACAGAUGCUCUUCAGAUAUCAGGGUCACAUGGGCUCAUCUGUGAUCAUCGGAGGGGUGGAUGUGACCGGAGCUCACCUCUACAGCGUCUACCCACAUGGCUCUUAUGACAAACUUCCUUUCCUUACCAUGGGCUCUGGAGCUGCGGCGGCGGUCUCCAUAUUUGAGGACCGGUUCAAGCCAAACAUGGAGGUGGAGGAGGCGAAGCAGCUGGUGCAAGACGCCAUCACAGCAGGGAUCUUUUGUGACCUGGGCUCCGGCAGUAACGUGGACCUCUGUGUCAUCACAGAGAAAGGGGUGCAGUACCUGAGAGGCUAUGACAAGCCUGCAGAGAAGGGCAAAAAAGAGGGACAGUACAAGUACAAGCCUGGUACCACAGCGGUCCUGACCAAAACAGUCACUCCUCUCAACCUGGACAUUGUCGAAGAGAUGGUCCAGAUCAUGGAUACUGAAUGAAGUGCAUUCUCUUGGACAAGUAAAGCACUUGAAAUAUUUUACAGCCAUGUUUUCCUCAGUCUUUUUAGCGACAAUGCAUUUUUCACAGCAAAAAUAUCACAUUGAAAAGAAAAAUCAAUAAAGAACGGAAUGCAAAUAAGUAA